Trichobilharzia regenti is the source of this 3197-nucleotide messenger RNA. Lineage: Eukaryota; Metazoa; Platyhelminthes; Trematoda; Strigeidida; Schistosomatidae. The record is from the annotation of a GenBank genome assembly.
CACCAAUACCCGCGAAAUUCCACUGGAGCGGGCUGGUUGACCUUCCACAUGGAAGUAACUAACAUUCAACUGGCUAGAUGAUGCAAUUGGAUAGAAAUAACUAGCCUGAUUCUUCUGCACGCUGCUAAAAACCUUAGGUGUACAUAUAUUUCUCCCUCCCCAUCCACCCGUCAACUAAAAAGACAAUAUUGAUUCGUUAAUCUCUUUAAAAAAAAAUCAUAUCUUGCUAAGUAAAUAACAGGUCGCUGAUGCAUUAAUUCAUUAAUUGCAUUUUGGUGUACGCAUAACAGUUUAUAACUACAAUAAUAAUAAUAAUAACGCUACAAUAUGAAUAACGUCCAAAAGAAGGCUAAAAAGAAGCCCAUGCUUUUUAUCAAAAACCGCAAUCAUGUCCUAUAUGCUAUGGAUAUACAGAAAAUGCUAGGAUUGGUCCUGUUUCCUCAGCAUUUUAUCAAAUGGCCUGAUUGGUGUUCAAUUUUAAAACCUGCAUUGAUCAAGAAUGUUGUCUUGAUAUUUGUCAACCGAAUACCUACUGUGAAUGUAGAUGGAAAGUAUGCAGAUGACUUCUUUACAAUGUUUGGGGAGCCAUUGAAUGUAUUAAGUCCAGAAGCCUACAAGUAUUCAUGGGAUAAAGAAAUUGCUACUGUUCCACGCAGUUUCCUCACUGCUCAUGCUAUAACAAUGGCAGAUACUAAAAAGUCAAUACUAACUCAUGCACAACGUCGUGUAUGGAUUGAUGAUGCAAAUAAAAUUCAAAAAAAUCACGUGAUUAAAGCAGUCUACGCAAUUACGAAAGAAAAACCAUCGUCUUCUUCUCCUUCUGAUGUUAUCAUUCCUGAGCCGACAAAAUCGGCCACUACUGCUUCUGUUGCAAAAAAGCGUAAAGCAAACAACUCGUACUUCCCUUUACCGCCAUCAGGUACACCAGAUGUCUAUGAUAGAACACAACUUCUCUUAAAUGUGGAACAAAUGAGAAAAGAAAAAAUCCCAUUGCCUACAGAAUUAGAAAAUCCACGCAAACAACAAAGAGAUCGUUCAGAUUUUGUCCCAAGUAAAUCUGUCUACCUGCCGGUAUCAUCAAAAAGUCCAAUGUUUGCUGUCGACUGUGAAAUGGUACUCACAUCAGAUGGAAGUGAAUUGGCUCGUGUAACAUUAGUCGAUGAAUUUGGCAAAGUUGUAUUCGAUCGUCUAGUGAAACCACCAAAUCCUGUUGAAGAUUAUUUAACUAGAUUUAGUGGUAUUACCAGAGAUAUGCUUGCAGCGAUUGACACAACACUGGCAGAUGUACAACGCGAAUUAGAUGAAGUUCUACCUGGUGAUGCUAUUCUAGUUGGUCAUUCUAUUGGAAAUGAUUUAGAAGCGAUGAAAAUCUUUCACCCAUACCUGAUUGAUACUAGCGUUGUGUAUAAUGUGAAAGGCAGUCGAGCCGGUAAAGCACGUCUUCGCUUUCUUACUGAACAUUUUCUUGGCCGAAUGAUUCAAACCGGUAAAGGUGGGCAUUCAUCCGCUGAAGAUGCCAUAGCAACAAUGGAUCUUGUACGCUUAAAAUUGAGUCAAGGUCUUGAAUUCGGUGAUGUGACAACAUCUUGGCGUUUUCCAGAGGAUUAUAAUUCACAUUUAGUUAUUAAGUCUGCAAAAGUCGAUCCACCUAACAACGACAAUAAUAAUAAUAAUAAUAGUAAUAAUAAUGGUCCUAAUAAAAGAUACAUUCGUGGUCGACUUAAUCCAACUAUUGAUCCGUCAUCAUCAUCGUCAUCAUCCACAAAGAAGGAUGAUGACGAUAUGAAAAUCCUAACAGAAGAGCAUUGUGUUAAAGUCCCGCAUGUAUUUCAUGAUCGUGUAUUGAAAUUAUGCUCAUUGUAUAAUUCAUCAUCACCAUCAUCAUCUGGUUUACCGUUCCACUUUUUCAAUCGUCUACUACACGAUUCUGGUAUGCAAUAUGCAUAUUGGCCUGUAUAUAAUGAAACGGUGAAAAGAAAUGGAGAUGUUGACGAAGACGAAGAUGAAGACAAGGCAAAUGGAGGUGGAGAAGGCGAACAACAAGAAGAACUGACUCAUGAAGUAAUCAGUCUGGAGAAACAUGAUGCAUUAUUAACAAAGUCUGUAAAUUGUAAUUCCACAAAUACUACUAAUGGUACUACUCCUCCUCCUAUUACUACUACCGCUCAAAAUUCUUCGACAGUGAAUAUAAUUUCUACAGAAUUUUUAAACUAUAUUCUUGAUUUGUGUAAUUCUAAACGACUUGUCAUUGUACAAGCGAAUUGUUCGCCUGAAUGGAAUGAAUCUAAAUGCUGUCGUAAAGUAACCAAAUUCUGUACCAAAUUGUAUUCCAAUCUUUCGGAUAAUUGUUUAAUUGGUCUAGUGUGUACAGGUUGUGAUGUUGGCAAAGUUGUCAAAAAGCGGCGUAAGACAACAACAACAGCGGCGACAAAAACACCUAAAAAGCCAUCUAAUUCCAAAAUAUCAAAAUCAGCAUUGUGCAAUUUCUAUUUGACAUUGACUUCGCCAUCGUCUGAGACAAUUGUGCAAAAUGGUGACAAUGGUGUCGGCGACGGUGAUGAUGGUGAAGAUGACAAUGAGAUGUAUUCAUAACUUGAGUUGUAAUUCCUGUUCUCUAUUUUUUGUUCGACCUUUUGUAUUAUUAUUAUUUUCUUAUUUAUACUGUAUAAUAAUGCACAAUGUGACCUCUGUGUGUGUGUGGAUUGUGCAGUUGUUCUGUAUAUAUACUCUGUGAUGUUACCAUAAAAUAACAUACAUUAUCGAUUGAAUGAGUGAGUGAUUGAGUGACAGAAGUAUAACUUAUUUUCUUGGAGCUUACAUCUUCUGUUUUCAUACAGACAAUUGGAUUGUCUAUAUUGAGCGGAAAGGGUCAUCCAUUAUUGUAGUUAUAUUCUCUCUAAGACCUAUGGUUUCUGCGAUACCUUCAUUAAGACAUAGAUGACAACGGGCAAUCUCAAAAUCAUAUUGUAACAACAGAAGACAAGGGCCGGCAGCACAUCGUUUUUAUUACGAAAAUCAGCACGUAUUUAUAUAGAUUUCAUUUACAUAAUUAUAGCUUAUUCAAGUAGACAAAAGCAGUCUACUGAUUGGUUGUUUCGGGUAAUCAUCGAAAAGUGGAGUCAUCUAUCUGCGAAUCAUAUUUGCCCACGUUAAGUCUGCUGUGAUUGGUUGUUGAAUCAGCCUUGUUCAUAUUUUCU